Conger conger (European conger) is the source of this 1208-nucleotide messenger RNA. RefSeq names its product V-set domain-containing T-cell activation inhibitor 1-like. Bases 70 to 870 code for a protein of 266 amino acids. The record is from RefSeq and is a predicted model, not a curated record. The transcript has 5 exons. Lineage: Eukaryota; Metazoa; Chordata; Actinopteri; Anguilliformes; Congridae.
CCUGUGGCGAGGGGCCGAGGUGUCGAUACCGAACCAGCCCAGGCAACCUGGAAGGAGCGACCAGAGAGAAUGAUCAUCCUCAUUUUCAUCGUCAGUGGAUUAAUCAUUCUGAUUCUGUCCCUUGCGUUUACAGGAUCCCAGACUCCCUUUGUGGACACUCCGGGCGCUCCUGCGGUUGGGAAUGUCGGUGAGGACGUCCGGCUGGGCUGCAGGUUCCGGCCCUCGGGCCCCGGGGCCGAGCCGGCCGACGCCGUGUCCGUCACCUGGGAGAGGGCGGGGCUUAGCGGGGUGGUGUUCCGCUACCGGAACCGAGCCGCCCAGCUGCAGGACCAGAACCCGCGCUUCCGUGACCGCGCCCAGAUCUUCCCAGGACUGCUCCCUUCCGGGAACGCCUCCCUGCUCCUCCGGCGCGUGGAGCUCAGGGACGCGGGCCUGUACCGCUGCAGCGUGAGCGCCCCUAGUGGCCGGGGGACUGUGAGCGUGCGCCUCCGAGUGGCUGCGUAUUCCCCUCUGAGCUUCACCCUGAAAGAGCAGAACCUGACUGCGGAGGCACAGAGGUGGUACCCCAAACCCAGUGUCAGCUGGUCUGACCACGAGGGGCGGCCCUUGAACGCAAGCAGGCGCUUCUUCAACAACUCAGCGGGUAUAUUCCGCGUGGUGACGACUCUGCUCGAUCCGGUCCGGUAUGACGACACCUACACCUGCCUCAUCAGCAACGACCUGGUCACCUCCGUCUCCCCAGCAACAGUGACAGAAAGAGGAGUAACGGCCAGGACGUACUUCACCUUUAACCCCUCACCCCCACUGAUGCCCCUACACCUGGUCUUCAUCGCUCCUCUUCACCUGGGGGCAUACUACCUGCUCACCUGAACACUGAUCACUACUGUGUACCUGAACACUGAUCACUACUGUUUACCUGGACAAUUAUAACUACCUGUUCACCUGAACACUGAUCACUACUGUUUACCUGAACACUGAUCACUACUGUUUACCUGAACACUGCUCAAUACUGUUUACCUGAACACUGAUCAGUAUUGUUUACCUGAACACUGAUCAGUAUUGUUUACCUGGACACUGAUCGCUACUGUUUACCUGAACACUGAUCACUACUGUUUACCUGGACACUGAUCACUACUGUUUACCUGGACACUGAUCGCUACUGUUUACCUGAACACUGAUCACUACUGUUUACCUGGACACUGACAACC